GAGGUCUGUUUGCAGUGCAUUCAGAAUUGAUGCGUCUGCAAGUGAACUAGUUUCCGAACAGAUAUAUGAAGAUGAAGAUCCUGGUAGAGUUGGGUCUGAUCAUCAGUUCUCUAUCACUGGUUUUUUCUCAUGUAGCCCUCAAGAGCCCCCCCGCAAGAAAAUAUGAUCUAGAUUUUUUAGAUAGUGCCAGAACGUCUGGGUUGUGUGGGAUGAAUCCUGGUUCUGAGUUUACACAGUUAGAAGUUGGUUCACAGCUGAAUGUAACCUGGCACUUGGGGUAUGCUCAUAGAGGAGGAUAUAGAAUAGAGUUAAUCAGUGGGUCUGGUGAUAUCUCUACCCUGGUUCCUGCAGGAGGAGGAGAACAGGAUUGGGAGGAUGCAGGACAAUUUUCUCAGGCUCAUCUACUAACCCUUCCAGCACAAGCUUGUCAACAGUGUACACUGAGGCUUCUUAGACAGGCCACAGAGUGGGGGCGAGCCUACCAGUUCAGAUCCUGCAGUGACGUGUCUCUAGUCAACCCUGGAGAAAUCACGAACCUCUGCGGUGCUCAUGGUACCCUUGUGAACGGAGGUUGUACAUGUCAGAGAUUGUACAGUGGAGACAGAUGUCAGUAUAAGUCCUUGUGCAGUACUGACGAUGACUGCAAUGGCCCCAAGGGUCAGGGUAAGUGUGAGCUGGUCAGCAACGCAAUCUUUCAGGAGAAACAGUGCUUCUGCAUUAAAGGAUGGUUUGGAGAGCAGUGUGAGAAGAAAAAUGGAUUUGAAGGAGAUGAACGGGAGUGGGACGAAGAUAAGUUCUCUAGUAUCCAGUUAGGAGACAAUACUGGGUUCUGGAGAGUUCAGGACGGAGAAGUGGAGAUCAUAGUUGAAGCAAGCACUCUUACCUGGGUUGGGGUUGGUUGGAGACCUGCAGAUUCAACUAAAUCCUGCCAAAGGUUUCCCUCGGACGCACCUGCUCCUCAAGGUACUGAUUUCCAUGCCAUGGACUGCACAGAUAUUGUGAUCGGAGUUGCUAGAGGAGAAACUGGUUCUAUCUCAGAUUUCUAUACAAGGGACAGAUCAACUCCAAGACGAGACACAUUUUGGGGUGGCGAGGACGACAUAACCAGCGGAGCAGUCUGGGAGGAGAAUGGAAAAACCUUAAUGAGAUUUAAAAAGAGAAUUGAUCCAGGUUUAGCAGAUCAUGCUUUCCAGGGUAAACUACAUUUUAUCUGGGCUACUGGGCUCCUGGAUGAUUCCUAUCUUGAGGAUCAGCUGAAAUAUCACGGAAACACACAGAGAGGAAUUGUUAUUGUCGAUACUCCGUAUACCUCCUCUACUCUUCAUCCGGUUCUUAUUGGAAUAACAAUAUCUGGAGCAUUUUUAGCUUUCCUUUACAUAGUUCAGAUUAUUUUCAACAUUGAUAGCAAAUGUUCCUGCCUUGGUAGAUUCAAUCCUAUGAGGAGUAAUAAGUUUUCUCCUCCGACCAACUAGAUAUUUCUGGAACAGUCUCUUUUUGAAAUGUUCCAACACGGCUUUUAAACCAUAGCUAAAUAAUUAAAACUUUAAAAUACA
This is a messenger RNA of Eurytemora carolleeae, 1553 nucleotides long. RefSeq lists its product as uncharacterized. The record is from RefSeq and is a predicted model, not a curated record. Bases 66 to 1472 code for a protein of 468 amino acids. The transcript has 13 exons. NCBI's taxonomy places the organism in Eukaryota, Metazoa, Arthropoda, Copepoda, Calanoida, Temoridae.